UUGAGCUGUCGCCGUGAUCGCUGCGGCAGCACGGGCGGAUUUAGAGUGGUGCUCUCUCGACCAGGCUGGGAGAGGCAGGCGCCACUGAAGGCAAAAAGGCCGGCGAAACGCCCACAGCGGAGGCGCAGCACGAGCAGCGAUCCCAGAAGCGAUGCUGCGCCGCACGGUUGUCCUCAUACGACGCGCACAAGCACCACUGGCACGGUAUGGGCGCCAGUCGUCGACGCGCCGCGAGCUCAGCUUCGCCGAGGAGCUCAUGCAGCACCGCAAGACGCAGGGCAAGACCAUCGCUGCGAGGCGCGAGGACGGCGCCGUCGCGUUCCCGAAUUUCGACGCGGUCGACGUCGACGGCACGGCCGUGGCCUUCCCCGCGUUGCUGAAACGACGCGUCACGUUGGUCGGGGUCUCGUUCCGGGCCAUCGGCGCGGCGCAGUCGCGCGAGUGGCUCGAACCAUUUGGUCGACGAGUUUACUUGACUUAUAGAGGGAUGGCGCAUACGGCCACUGCCCAUUGUUCGCUCAUCGAACAGCCCGUGUUUAGGUUCAAGUUUCUGCGGAACUGGCUGCUGAGAGAUUUGCGGAAGGCGGCGACGGACAUCUCCCUGAACACGUGGAAUUGCCUCAAAAUCGGCGACGUCGCUCCCAUAAGACAGGAGCUGGGGCUCGACAACCGAUUGGUGGGCUACGUGUACUUGUUGGAUCAGGAGGGGCGCGUGCGCUUCCGCGGGUCCGGAAGCCCGACGGAGGACGAAUUGCAGCUCCUCUUCCAGGUCACGGAGGAGUGCGUGUCCGAGCGAGAGCGCGUCUGGACGGACGUCGACGAGCACGCGGCCGAGGUUACGUUCGACGUCGACGAUGGUGAGGACCGGGACGCGCGGCUGAAGAGAGAUAGAGGCUUUCGAGCUAGAGCGCGGGACGCGCAGCUGCCGCUCGAGUUACCGGUCUGGGAGGCCGGCGGCGACGUCCCCGAGCCGCUCCCGCGCGUGCCGUGGGACGUCGUCGGCGCGGACGGCGGGCCCGUCGCGCCGCCGCCGCGCAAGCGCGAGGCGUCGCGCGCCGCGCGCCGCGCCGCCGGCCCGCUCUCGACGCAGACGCGGCCCGGGCGGAAGCGGCGGAGACACUAAGUUUUAGGAUACAAUACGCGCUUCCGCACCCACCGCUCGCCGUCGGACCAGCGGAUACUGUCCGCCGGGAAGGUCACCUGGACCAUGCAGUCCAGCACGGCGCUGUUUCUCGCGCUCUCGAAGACUCCCGACUUGCCGGCGACUCGUAGGCCGUCGUCGCCAGCGCUUGACUCGAGUACGCGCCAUCGGCCGUCCUCCUCCGCCUCGACGACGACGGCGCCGUCGCGCGUGACGACUCUGCGUCUGCUCUUGGAUCCCUCGACGUAGUACAGGCCGUCGUAUGUUUGUGCUGGGACGUCAGCACGCGCAGCGAACGGUACGGCAGCUGUUCCAAUCGCAAAUGUCCGCCUGGAGAGUGAUAGUGCGAUUGCUCGGCCGGCGAGGCACCAAAUGAAUAGCGGCUUCGCACGCAGCAUCAUCGGUGUCGUGUAUGUACGUUGUCAAAGUUAUCGAUGCGUAGCUGCAGCCUAUAAUGUGUACGGGGCGAAAACAAAGCG
Molecule: messenger RNA, 1620 nt
Organism: Pelagomonas calceolata
Lineage: Eukaryota; Pelagophyceae; Pelagomonadales; Pelagomonadaceae
Source: the annotation of a GenBank genome assembly